GAAGAUGAGUGAGCUACGUUGAUUUGCUAGGAAGAAUCCAACUAGAAAAUAUUCAUCAAGUCAUCCAUCUUGAUUACUUUCUCCACCCCUCACUGAUGUUUAUGCGAACCUCCAAUAUCGGAGCCACAAAAAUUACUGGAGAUAUGGAGAGCACAUACAAGCCAUCACCUUGUCAGACAAUUGACUAGCACAUUUAAUCCAUAUACUAUGGGUCAUGGACCGGCACCAAGUGUUACUAGUUCAUACUUUUAGUUCACCCCACCUUGAUACAAAAAGGUCUCUUCCCUCCAACCUCACCAGUUGCUUUCUCUUAUAUUGUAAACCUCUUAUUUUUCUUCUUUUGCCUCAAUAGACUUUCACUUUGUAAAUUUAUUCAUUUGAUACCCAAUACCAGCAACAAUAAUCAUGUCUAACCUUCCAUCUGAGCCCGAGUUUGAGCAAGCUUACAAUGGUUGGUCUUCCAUGCAUCACUCUAAUAUCAGAAUCGACUAACCUUUUCUCUUUCAGAGCUUGCCUCAACUCUUGAGAACUCCACUCUUUUCGAAAAGAAUCCAGAAUACCGCACUGCCCUUAAAAUCGUUUCCAUUCCUGAAAGAAUUAUCCAAUUCCGUGUCGUCUGGGAAGAUGACAAGAACCAAGUCCAGGUCAACCGUGGAUACCGUGUGCAAUUUAACAGCGCUCUUGGGCCAUACAAGGGAGGAUUGAGAUUCCAUCCUACCGUUAAUCUCAGUGUUUUGAAGUUUUUGGGUUUCGAGCAAAUCUUCAAGAACGCUUUGACUGGAUGUAAGUUUAGACCGUUCACUACUGUCCAGUUUCAGAUGAAGUAAAAGCAACGGGGCGGAAAUUAUGAAUUGAAUAAGUUUACUAAUUAUUUUUUUGAUAGUAAACAUUGGAGGUGGUAAAGGAGGAGCAGAUUUCGAUCCAAAGGGCAAAUCCGACAACGAAAUUCGCAGAUUUUGUGUUUCUUUCAUGCGUGAAUUGAGCAAACAUAUUGGAGCUGAUACCGAUGUACCAGCUGGUGAUAUCAACGUUGGCGGAAGAGAAAUUGGUUACCUCUUCGGUGCCUACAAGGCUAUUCAAAACAAGUGGGAGGGAGUUCUUACUGGAAAGGGAGGAAGCUGGGGUGGAUCUUUGAUCAGACCUGAGGCUACUGGUUACGGUCUCGUCUACUAUGUCGCCCACAUGAUUCAAUAUGCUGGUCAAGGUUCAUUCCAAGGAAAGCGUGUCGCCAUCUCCGGAUCCGGAAAUGUCGCUCAAUAUGCUGCUCUCAAAUGUAUCGAACUUGGUGCCACCGUUGUAUCUCUCUCCGAUUCUCAAGGUUCUUUGAUCGCUGAAGGAGAUUCAUACUUCACCCCGGAAGAUGUUGGAAAGAUCGCUGAGUUGAAGCUCAAGAGACAAUCCCUCACCGCUCUGGAACACGGAGGAAAGUACAAAUACGUUGAGGGUGCUAGACCAUGGACACAUGUCAAGGUUGAUGUUGCACUUCCUUGUGCUACUCAAAACGAGGUCAGCAAGGAAGAGGCUGAGGCCUUGGUUGCCAGCGGUGCUAGAUACAUUGCUGAGGGAUCCAACAUGGGAUGCACACAAGAGGCUAUUGAUGUCUUUGAGGCUGAGCGAAAGGAGAAGAAGGGUGAAGCUAUCUGGUACGCACCAGGAAAGGCUGCCAACGCUGGUGGUGUUGCUGUUUCCGGUCUUGAGAUGGCACAAAACAGUGCUCGUAUCAGCUGGACCCAAGAGGAAGUUGAUGAGAAGCUCAAGGAUAUAAUGAAGAACGCAUUCGAGAACGGAUUGGAGACUGCCAAGAAAUACGUCGAGUCAAAGGAUGGUGAAUACCCAUCCUUGGUUGCUGGUUCAAACAUUGCCGGUUUCGUCAAGGUUGCUACCGCUAUGCACAACCACGGGGAUUGGUGGUGAAUGUUUAUGAAUUUAUGAAUUAAAUGGCGGGAUACUUAAAAAUGUGUACAUAUGAUGCGGGAUUUGCGGGUUGGGUGGGAAUUUGUUUGCGUGGAAAAUUUAGGUAGCCUAAAUCUGUACCUUUGAUGAAAAUGAAUUUCAAAUAAACAAAGAAUAUUAUCUGUCAAUCAUGAUUGAUCUUCAUGUAUUUCGUGAUUAAAACCUU
This is a messenger RNA of Sclerotinia trifoliorum, 2119 nucleotides long. NCBI's taxonomy places the organism in Eukaryota, Fungi, Ascomycota, Leotiomycetes, Helotiales, Sclerotiniaceae. The record is from the annotation of a GenBank genome assembly.